Messenger RNA from Folsomia candida, 1005 nucleotides. RefSeq lists its product as uncharacterized. The record is from RefSeq and is a predicted model, not a curated record. NCBI's taxonomy places the organism in Eukaryota, Metazoa, Arthropoda, Collembola, Entomobryomorpha, Isotomidae. Bases 317 to 904 code for a protein of 195 amino acids. The transcript is spliced from 3 exons.
AAGUUGCUGGAUAACCCAAAUGACCUCGAUAAUCACGUUAGUUGACACCGUUUCUAUGGCAUGGUGCCCCAUAGGAUCAUAAAGUGAUAACGGCUGAAUGUCCAAAAGUUUUUUUAUGAAUUUACUCUUUAGUACCAAUAUUGCUUGACAACUUUACACUUCUAACAGUGUAAUAUUACAGUGCUAAGAUACUUAUUGUCAAGCAACCGUGCUUUAGUACUUAUAUCUAGGAAAAUUUAGGAUUUUGUAACUCAUUUUGUCGGUCCCUUAUUAUUAAACAGUCAGCCGUUUCAUAAAACUCAGAGUUGUGGGAGACAUGGGCGAGUGUACAGAUCAAAGGCCGUCAUUUCUUCGAGCGACGGUAAAGUUGCGAGAUGCUGAUGAGGACUUGUUGAACUGUUGUGGCGUGACUCAACGUCAAAGGGAGGAGGAUGCCAUACAGAAAGUGAACAACCGCAUUUUUUUUAUGGGGAUCACCAAAUAUGGAUAUCAGAAACCGAUUCGAGAGGCCAUCAACCCCAAAUUUCGGGACAAGUAUGAGGGGCGUCCCAGUUUGGAACAGUUCCUACCAAAACCCAACGCAACUGACAUUGAUGAAAGAUUGGCCGAGAACUUUCACAACAUUGACAUCUACUCAGGUCUCGUGGAUGGCAGGAACUAUGGGAGAUUCAGUCGACUGAGUCGUCAGAAAUUGCGACAUGCUCGGAACCCUAAAGGAACUGAGGAAACCUUUUGCGUCCCCAUCACGAACAGUAUGAAUUAUGGAUGGUGGAUUCGCGACCAGAAAACUCUUGAUGAGAACAAGUGGUUCGCAGUUGCUCAGCGUUUUCCACAAGUUCGAGGGGAAAUUACACGGUUUGUGGAUGAAAUGGCAUUACACUCGCCAAACUUUAUCCUAUUUUGAAGCCCAAAUCUUUCAACGUGUUUAUGUAUUAGACAAUUGAAUGGAGAAACGUUAAAUCAUUAAAUAUUAAAUCAAGACACAGCGCUUCAUUUUAUAACCAA